Abrus precatorius (Indian licorice) is the source of this 1111-nucleotide messenger RNA. RefSeq lists its product as uncharacterized. The transcript is spliced from 3 exons. NCBI's taxonomy places the organism in Eukaryota, Viridiplantae, Streptophyta, Magnoliopsida, Fabales, Fabaceae. The record is from RefSeq and is a predicted model, not a curated record. The coding region runs from base 402 to 827 and encodes 141 amino acids.
AAUUCCAAAUUCCAAAGCAUUAUUUAUUAUAUAACUUCCCCUAACAAGAUUACAAGAAUCCCACACAUAACACAACACAACAAACCAAACACCAUCAUCCUUCACGCCAAGUAAACGAUUCCUCUCCCCUCAAACCUCAUUCUCUCUCUCUCUCUCUCUCUCUCUCUCUCUCUCUCUCUCUCUGGCUUCAUAAUACCAACACCACCUGCUUCCGGGUCGAACUUGCCCCGGAUCAGGACCCGACUCAUGCGACCACUGAUUUAAAUGUUUGCUUUUGGCUUGUCUAAACAACAAGCAUAGAGAGGUAAAUCCACCCUUUGACUAAAAAACCACACCAACAUCAAAAGGAUCGUUUUUUUCUUCGUGGGUAUUGGCUUUUGAGUUGGGGAAGAAGAAAAAACAUGGUGGGUAUAUUUUCGAGAUUCUCUGUUGGAAGGAACGUCCACCGACGGACUCAAAGCGCACUGGAUGAGAGGGAAGUAAUGCCCCCAAACUCAGAGGUUGCUGCAGCAGUAGCAAGUGCUACCACUGCCACUUCUCAUGGAAUUGAAGUAGCAGUGGAGUUUAAGCCAGUUGAACACCCCAUUGAACCCCUUGACAAUGAUAGGCCAAUUCAGUGCCCAUUGCCAGAACCAUCUAUUCUUAAUUGUUGGGAAUUCUUUGGUUUGUUUUCUAAAAAGCUCUUUUUAAUUGUUGAUAUGCAUCCAUGUGAACUAUCAGUGUCACCACAGCCAACAAGCAUGACUAAUUUAGUGCUACUUAUGCACAUUAGUAUGAAAGAUAAUAGAGGGGAUGAUUGGGUUUCCACUAACAUCUUGGCAAGAUGAAAUUGCUACUCAAGUUAUCUUUCCUUUGUUUUCCGUUGGAAUAGGGCAUGUAUGGGCAAACCCAAAAAGACUUCCUUUCACCUUUUUCUUCCUCUUAAUGUGCUUGAGGCUUUCCAAUGGAUAACCAAACACACCCGUAGUUGUUGGAGAGCAGCCAUAUUUUGUAAAAAAAGGGGUGGUGUAACUAGUCACUGUAUUUGCAUCAAAGUUAAGUUGUUCCUCUUUCUAACUUCAAAAGCUAAAGCCUUUAUUAUUAAAAUUCAUCUCGAGUAGAUGCUUGCAUC